AUGAAUUCUCAGACCUUUCUCUUUCUUCCUAUACCGCUGAUGGCUUUCCGAAGCCUUUGUCUGUUUUGCGCGUUGCUCGGAGCUUCCGGCGCAGACUGCGCCGGGGGAGACUGUGAGGCGGCUGUGAGCCAGGCGCUUCUCCAGCGCUUGAAGAAGGGCGGCAAAGCGAUUGUCGCCAAUCAUGGGUCCGUCGGCUCCAGUGUGAAUGCCUCCAUCCACGAUGGGCUUGUGGAGGACUCCGUCAUGUUCGCCCAGGACACUUUGCAGGAAGCGACCAAGGACUGCGGUGCCGGGCUCAUCGUCGAUCACCUGGUUGCUCUCAGCUCGCAGCUUGAGACGGAGAGUGGCGUCAAGGUUUCGCUGAGUGCGCAGAUCUUUCCCGCCGCCGGACACCCGGUCUACCACCGUUUGGACGUGCACUGGGUGGCCGGCCACCAUGCCACGAGCCCAUAUGCGCGCCACGGCGAGGUGAAUUUCGGGCCGCUCCUGGAACUUCCCGUGGAGGAUGGCGCGCAGCUCGCAUGGUGCACAGUCCUGGCCGCAAGCACCAGCGUUCAUCUCAUGGAGCUGGCACGCCGCGAGGGUCACGAGAAAGUCCGGCAGUACCAUCAGAUGCUCGGCUACCUUGGCGACUCCCAGGGUCGGGAGCAGAACUUCGACCGACAGCAGGAAGUCAGGACCGCAAGCUGCGGUCAGCUCCCAGCCGACUACAACCUGCGGACGGAUCCGGCCCAUCAGAGCUGCUUCGACUCGGGGGCAGUCACCAACCAGGGUGGAUGCGGAUCUUGCUGGGCCUUUGCGGCUGCCCAUGCGAUGAACGGGCGGCUUUGCCAGCAGGACCAGACCGACAUCAACAGCAACAGUGACGGUCUGGGCCGGCGAUUCGUCAGUGUGCAGGCAGUCCUUGGCUGCAGCACCUCCGGCCAGGGCUGCGAUGGCGGCUGGAUGUCGAACGCCUUCAACGAGUGGGAGAUUGGUGGUGCACCUCUGGCCCGGGACUACAGCUACCACCCCACGGGCGGAGGACAGCCCUGGGACUCCCUGGGAAGGCCCUGCCAGUGGGGCUCGGUUCCAAAGCCGUACCGCGUCACCAGCACCUACUGGGUCGACCUCAACGUCGACAACAUGAAGGCUGAGGUGUACUGCAAUGGUCCCUUCACAGUGGCUUUCGAAGUCUAUGACAACUUCUUUGGCUACUCAAGCGGAGUCUACAAGGAAGUCAGUGGGGGCAUUGCCGGGGGCCAUGCGGUGGUUUUGGUCGGAUAUGGCACCUCGAGCUCUGACGACUACUGGGAGCUGAUGAACAGCUGGGGCAGCGGAUGGGGCGACGGCGGUUUCUUCAAGAUGCUGCGCGGAGUCAACCUUGCCUCGAUCGAGUCGUGGGGCAGCUCAGCCGCCCAUGUGGAGAAAACACAAGGGUCCUGGGUCUACGACGAAUGGAGUGGAUGCGUGCCUGAAGGGGGCCCACCUGCUGGCCAGGGGCUCACUGCGGAGUAUUUCUACUUUACGCAAGGAGACGCAAUCCCGGACUUCGCGGGCAGAACGCCAGAUCUGGAGCGCGUUGAUGGCACGGUCAAUUUCAAGAGCGAUUUUGGCCUUGAGGUCAAUGACCACUUCGCCGUCCGCUGGAACGGCAAGCUGAAGAUUGAGACGCCAGGGCAAUACGAGUUUUCAUUGACUUCGGACGACGGCAGCAAGCUCUACAUCAACGGUCAGCAAGUCAUCGACAAUGAUGGCCUCCAUGGUGACCGCGAAGUGAAGGUGAGCAUGCAAUUCAGCUCCGGGCUCAUCGACAUUCGCAUCGAGUUCUUUGAGAACGGAGGAGGCGAGACCUGCAUCUUCAAGUGGAUUCCGCCCGGUGGGUCUCAGACUGUCGUCCCCAGCUCGGCGCUGGUGCCUCAGCAGGAGGUUCCCGCAUCCUAUAAGAAGUCACGUGGAGUGACGUGCGUGAGCAACACGGAUAUCACGCAGACGAAAGAUGCCUCGCACUGCCCAGUCGUCAACAGCUGGCCUGACAAGGCUGCCUUCCCCCACCCCAGCAGCAACCGUGCAGCCGAGAAGGCUCCAGUGGCUAUCGAGGUGUGCGGCGAGGACGAGGCGACCUGCACCGCAGCUUUCUGCCACGGCCACGGCACGGCUGCGGAGGUGGGUGGCACCUGUACCUGCAGCUGCUCCACCGGCUACGAGGGCGAUCGCUGCGAGAUGUGCAUCCCCGGAUACGAAGGCUACCCCACUUGCCGGGAGAGCUGCACUGCGGAGGCGGACUGCAACUCACGAGGUCAGGCUUCUGGUGUGAAAUGGCUGAACGAGUUCGGUUCUCAACUCGACAGCUGCGCCUGCGUCUGCGAUCCGGGCUACAGCGGCCUCAACUGCGAGACCGAAGACUUCGGGUCGCCGGGCAUGAUCUGCGAGUACUACUACUUCACGCAGGGUUCCAACGUCCCGGACUUCGCAGGAAGGACACCGGACAGCCACAUCGUCGCUCCUGAGAUUGACUUCACCAGUGACGAUCGCUUCCCGGAAGUCGCGCAACACGACCACUUCGCCGUGAGGUGCACAGGUUUUCUGAAGAUUCAGACUCCUGGAACCUACGACCUGUACACCGCCUCAGACGAUGGUUCCUUCCUCUACUUGGAUGGGGAGCGCGUGGUCGACAACGACGGCUUGCAUGGGACUCAGGAGAGAAGUGGGUCCAAGCAACUGGCAGCUGGCUGGCAUCCACUGCUUGUUGAAUUCUUCGAGAAUGGCGGUGGUGCAUCUCUUACAGUGAGGUACAAGGGGCCAGACUCAGGCGAUGCGAAGGUCGUGAUUCCUUCCUCCGCGCUGAGCACGCACCUCGAGCCAACCACGACUGCGCCCCCAACGACCACUGAGGCCACCACCACGGUGCCCACCACCACUGCCACAACCACUGUGGCAACCACCACCUCGACGACUACCCCGACAACGACCACAGUCACGACCACGGUGGCCACAACCACAGAGACGACCACGAUCGCCACGACCACAGUCACCACCACCACGGUGGCCACGACCACGUCCUUCAGUGGACCUCCCGGCCCUGCCGGGCCUCCCGGUCCUGCCGGACCUCCGGGACCUCCUGGGCCUCCAGGACCACCUGGGCCAGCCCGGUAG
Symbiodinium sp. CCMP2456 is the source of this 3135-nucleotide messenger RNA. Lineage: Eukaryota; Dinophyceae; Suessiales; Symbiodiniaceae. The record is from the annotation of a GenBank genome assembly.